Molecule: messenger RNA, 163 nt
Organism: Racocetra persica
Lineage: Eukaryota; Fungi; Glomeromycota; Glomeromycetes; Diversisporales; Gigasporaceae
Source: the annotation of a GenBank genome assembly
AUGAAUACUUGUAUUCAUGCAAAGCGUAAUGAAAUGCUUAUACAUGUUUUCGAUUUAUCUGAUCCCCAAGUUCAUAAUGCAUCGGCACUUUUUCAAACAAUGUUAUACUCUCAAAGAAAUUAUAAAGGAGAAAUAGUUUCCACCUAUUUACAAAAUAAAGCAU